GCUCACAAAGAGCUUUGGGUUGUUCGUUAUUAGCGCUCGCGGGCCCGGCCGCAGUCUGAGAAGUGACACUGACAGCCUGCCGCUCAGAACAGACACAAAUACAGGCGACGUUUUGCCUGCACACAAUUUUUCUAUGUGCCAAUAAUAGAAUAUCAUUAGUAGACAGCUAUGGCGGCUCGGCUGGGACCGAGCGUGCGUGCCUCGCAGCUCGCUACACCGGGCGUCUCGUCUCGGAUACCGCGUUUGGUCGUUGUUCGUAGCUUGCACUCAGAAUCACAACGGCAGCAUGAUGACGGGCGAGCGGCGCUGGUGGCAGGCUUGUCCACGCUGGCAGCCGGACUGCUGCUUUCAGGCCCUGCUGAUGCGGCUCUGCUCGGCGAAAGCAAUUCUUACACCUCUCAGCCUCCAGAGCGGUCUCGGUACGUGAUGCUGGAGCGCCAGCGCCUGGAGCGACUCGUGGUGUCGGAGUUUGAGGCCAGGCUGUCGGAGCUGUCUGACGGCGAGCUGGCGGACAUGCUGGAGGACAUGCUGCGCAGCCGCCGCGGCGCCAAUACAGCCACAGAGCUCAUGGGCCGAGCCGGCCGCCCCGCGCCCGCCGCACCUGCCACAACCAGCACCAACACCGGAGCCAGCGGGGCCCUCGCGCAGGGCUCAUCGCAGCAGCAGCCGGGCUCAACGACUCGACGUGGGGCUGCGGACUCGGUGGCACCACCAGCGCAGCAGCCGUCUCAGGGGGGAGGCGUUGGCGGGAUAGACUGGCUGUUGUCGCCCCUGUCUGAUCUGCGGGGCCAGUUGGCGCCGGAGCUCAGCGGUGCGCCUGUGGCACCUGCUGCGGCACCUGCUGCACCCGCUGCUGCUGCUGCCAGCGCACCAGCAAGCAACAGCGGCAGCGGCGGCGGCCCCAGUGGCAGCGGCAUGGUGGGCCUGUUCCAGGGCGGACUGAGCGGCCUGGGAGGGCUGAUUGGCGGCGGCACAGACAACGGGGCUGAGGCGCCCGGCAUGACUCCGGAGCCACCAGCCGCAAGCCGUGGCCCGGGCAUCGAUGACAUGGCCGCAGCAGCAAGGGCUCGCGAGACGCCUGCGCCAGCGCCUGCGCCAGCGCCUGCCGCCAUGAGGGACACGUAUGCCGCGAGCACUGCGGGUCGCGACACGGCGGCUGACCUUGGCGGGGACGCGGGCGGGGGCGAGGAGGACGAGGAGCAGGACUUCACCAGUCAGCUCAUGGCACGACUCAUGGGCGGACCGCAAGCCGGACCCGCCUCGGAGCCGACUGCGCCCGCCUCCGGCUCUGCAUCCUUAUCCUUGUCAGGGGCAGACGCACCUGGGUCUAGGACUGAGGCUCAGCGGGACGCGCUGGUGGCGGGCAUGAUGGGCGCCUUGGGCUCAGCCCUGUCACAGCUGCCGGGUGGGCCGGGGGCUGAGGCUGGGCCGGGGGCUGAGGCACUGGGAGGUGGCGCAGGCGCAGAGGCGGCCGCGGCGCAGUCGGGCCUGCUGGGCGGUCUGUCGCUACCCUCGCUGCCGGCGCCGCAGCUGCCGGCGCUGCCGUCCCUGUCGGCGCCCGGCCUGCCGGACGUGGGGCCGGCGCUGCAGGCCGUGGGCGCGGCGGCAGCGGGCGUGGCGGGUGUGGCAGGCGGUGUGGCAGGCGGCGUGCGGGACCUGGCGGAGGGCAUUGCGGACGGCAGUGUGGCGGACGCAGCGGCGCAGGUGCUGGUGCCGGUGGGGCUGGUGGCGGCGGGCACGGCCGGCGUGGUGGCGAUCAGCUACCUCACGGAGCCGCCGCAGUCCGCCGCGUCGGAAGCCGUCGAGCCAGAGCAGCAGCCCCAGCAGCCGCUGGUCCCCAGCACGUCUGCGCCCGCCACGACAAGCAACGGCGGCAGCAACACAGCAGUCGCUGUGUCCGCUGCGUCUGCACAGCAGGCCGCCCAGGCGGCCGUGGCAGCGCCGGAGUCUGCCAACGCCGUUGCUGCCGCCGAUGCAGGUGGAGGCCUUGUGGGCCGGCUGACGGAACUGGGCGCGGGGUUGCUGUCUUUCGCCCGUGGCUCCACGCAGCAGCCGGACGCCCCCGCUGCGGCCGCUGCGCCUGCCUCCAAUGUUUCCGUCUCGAGCGCCAGCUCGGCACCCGCUGGCCGCUCGGGUACAGCGGCCGCUGCGCCAAGGAGCGGCGCGGCGCCUACCGAGCCUAGUUCUGGUAGCCCCACCGCUACCGCCAGCAGCAGCAGCAGCAGCAGCAGCAGCUCCAGCAGCAACGGCACUAGCAGGGCCAGUCGGCUGCAGGGCCUGUUGGACAACGGCCCGCCGCUGCCUCUGCAAGGAGCACCGAACGUCGCAACAGCCAUGGGCGGACUACAGCCGGGAUCGGCAGCCGCGCCAAGCACGGGUAUGGAGGGAGCUGUGCCGGAUGCCGGCGUCAGCAGCGGCGGAGGCGGUAUUCUGUGGGAGCGCAAUGAGGAGCCGACUCCUGCAUCGGCGGCUGGCCCAGGCCCGGUGCUGUGGCAGCGGGCAGAAAAUACUGUCGGCGUGCGUGGACUGCCGCAGGCGAGGCAGGCGCCGCCCCCGCCGCAGCCACCGCGGUUUCCGCCACCGCGCCCGCCGCCGGUGAUGCCUUCCGGCGGGCUAUCGGGCGCGAACAUGGCCGGGGCGUUCGGCGCGUCCGGGGUUGGGGCUGACUUGGCAGCGCAGCAGCGGUUCCAAGGACAAGCGCCCUCCAGUGCCGGAAACACGGGGACAGGUGCUUUCCCAAUGCCGCCUGACCCGUGGCGGUCGGAGCCCGGCGCGGCGGCGGCAACCACAGCGGUAGGCGUUGCGGCUGUGAGUCGUGCGGAGGGGUCACAGGAGCGGCCAGGCGGCAGGGAGGCCGUGGCAAGUGGUGCGGGCGGCAACUCAGUGGGGGCCUCGCCGUGGGACUCACCGCCGUGAGAACUGAGGGGCUUGGAAUGCAUGGUGUGCAUGCGGAGGGCUGCAACGGCGAAGUAUGCUGUAUGUGAGUGGGUGAGACCACAAGGUUCGCGAUGUGCCGGUCCUGCUGUGGCAUGCGCGUCAGGGGAGUGGUGUGUAUCAACAGGGGCUCAUGUUUCGCCCGAUUCAUCAGGGCAGCGGGUUGGCCCAAGUCACAGGCGCAUGUGCUGAUCAGGUCGCCAAAGGCAUGAUAUGUUAGGCAUCGGCGAGGUUGGGUGUACCGUAAAUGAACACAUGGAGGCAAAGGGGUGAAAGGGCACUGUGCGGCGCGGCUGUGUGUUAUCCAGGUUAAUGUAGGUUUGAAGUGAUCAGUCAUUGUCGCAGGAUGGAAGUGGCCGUAUUGUUACUAGUCACUACAAAGAUACCAUGAAUACUGAAAGUUUGGGACAUAAAGCAGCGUGCUCACUGCACAGCAGAGCUGCAGGUGCAAGUCUGUGAGGAUUCUGCCUGUGACGUCAAAGCUGUCACACGCCAAUCGCUAUCCAGCGCGCCCUUGAGCGCGUUUACCGGGGUGUGCGAGUGCGUUGUCCUAUAGCACGCACGCUGCAGAGAUAGUGAGAUACCCCGGGCAGUCUGUGUGUGCGUGCGGGUGGGGGUGGGCCUAACCGGGCCUUGUCGCAGCGACGUGACAGGGCAAGGCCGCAAGGGAAGCAAGCUGAGUCCGGACGAACAACUUACGCUCGGCCCAGGCGCAACGUUACAUGUAAUUACGCCGCGCC
Chlamydomonas reinhardtii is the source of this 3674-nucleotide messenger RNA. RefSeq lists its product as uncharacterized. The transcript has 3 exons. The coding region runs from base 169 to 2916 and encodes 915 amino acids. Lineage: Eukaryota; Viridiplantae; Chlorophyta; Chlorophyceae; Chlamydomonadales; Chlamydomonadaceae. The record is from RefSeq and is a predicted model, not a curated record.